AAUAUCGGCUCUUAGAUGCGACCAUGGACCAACAGCGACCCCCUUCCCAAAAGUUCCCAGCCGGGUUGGCCGGCGUCCUGAACUCGCCCGAGGAUCACCGCGACUCGGCGUAUUUCUCGAGUACUGACGCAUCGAGCAAACGUGCGGUCUCCCGGACUCUCCUGAUGGCGUCUCGUGAACCAAUUGGCUUACUCUAAAACCUAUUGCAGACACCUCAGCUGCGUCAGGUAUGGGCGUGCUGAGCCCCCCAAACUCGGGCUUCCAGCCAUCGCCCGUCGACAAAACCCCGUCCCCAACCACGACGACAUCACAUCUCCUCCCACAGCCGCUCGUAUCGCCGACGACCAGCAAUGGCAACAUGAGUGUAGCGUCCAUGGUAUCACCGACGACACCCGGGAGCGCUGACCCCCGUCGCUUCGACCGAACGCAGUCGCUAGACUCGGCGCCAAACAGCGCCGGCUUUGCGACUGGGGAUAUCCCGGAGGCCUUGUCGAGGAGGGGGAGCGUGGACAGCAGGAUCAACCAGGGCUUCCACGACAUGAGGCUGGGUAAUUCGCCCUACGCUAGCCACAACCAGUCGACGGCUUCGAUUCACACGACCUUGCAACAACAGAGGAACCCGCGGACCGGCCUCGACAACCCAGGCGUCCACCGUAUUUCGAACGGGUAUCAACCGAGCGCCGAGCGUACCCCAGACGGCCAUCCGAAGACGAUGAGGAUUGCACCGGCCAUUACGGGGCCCGCAACGAGCCAAAUCGCCCGCGCCGCCGAGCCAACCAAGGGCCAGGCCUGGGCGUUUCCCGAGGAAGAUAUACAGAGGGUGCCAUCGAUCACCAAUGGUGCCAAUGGAUCGCUGAUCGACUCGAGAAGGAGCAGCAUCGCCGAAUCUUUCGCGAGCAGCCAGUACACCACCGAAUCGAGGCUCCCGCCCGGGCAAAGGCGACUCGAGGAAACCGUCAGCCCUUACCAAAGGUUGUCCAACGCGUCCGGCGAGUACUCGACGGUACAUCACCACACGCUCCAGCAUAAGCAGCUGGAUGAUUUGCGAAACGAGGAGGCGGCCGCCCACGCCGGUGCCCAGCCGUAUAGCCGAACACCGGAGCUCCGUGUGAGCCACAAGCUAGCCGAAAGGAAGCGGCGCACAGAGAUGAAGGAGCUCUUCGACCAGUUGAGGGACCUGAUGCCCCAAGAGAGGGGCUCGAAAGCUUCCAAGUGGGAAAUUCUUACCAAAGCCAUCUCGGAGCAUCAACGCCAAAGCGACCUUAUUCGGCAACUCCAGAGCAUCAAUGCGACGCAGCAAAACGAGAUCGACAUGUUGCGGCGGGAGAUGGAACGGAUGCACGGGGCUCCACAGUCGCGCCCGGUGGCGGAUCCGUACGCUCAGGACCAGUACGGCCGACCGCGCCCGCCAGAGCUUCCGCCGCUCCGGUCACUGCAGUCGCCCACGGGGCCACCCCAAGGGCCCGAGUCGAUGACGGGCGUGCAGUACGAGCCGCCGAGGGUUAACGGCUAUCGGCCUGCCGAGCCCGCCAGGUUUUAGGAGGCUCUCAUUACAACACACGAGGCAUGUAUUGCCACACUGGAGCUCCUCCUGUACUAGUCGAGCGGAGGGUAGGCGCAACAGCCUCAGCCCGGGAAGGUGGAGGGUUCCGAUCUCGCCCCGGCUACUCUUCGACCGCGUAUACAUCGCAACCCUCCACCCGGUUCUUACUCUCGCGAGACCAUGAACCGCUAGAACCCACACCGCGCUCCUAGAAAUUCCCAAGCCGCCCGUCAGCUCUCGAAGAGCCCAAAGGCCGGUUAUCCCUCCCGCAA
This is a messenger RNA of Chaetomium fimeti, 1815 nucleotides long. RefSeq lists its product as uncharacterized. Gene Ontology annotation, molecular function: DNA-binding transcription factor activity; protein dimerization activity. The transcript has 2 exons. The record is from RefSeq and is a predicted model, not a curated record. Gene Ontology annotation, biological process: positive regulation of transcription by RNA polymerase II. The coding region runs from base 230 to 1540 and encodes 436 amino acids. Lineage: Eukaryota; Fungi; Ascomycota; Sordariomycetes; Sordariales; Chaetomiaceae. Gene Ontology annotation, cellular component: RNA polymerase II transcription regulator complex.